Closterium sp. NIES-65 is the source of this 2238-nucleotide messenger RNA. Lineage: Eukaryota; Viridiplantae; Streptophyta; Zygnematophyceae; Desmidiales; Closteriaceae. The record is from the annotation of a GenBank genome assembly.
AUGCCGAUCCCACUGUCCGCUCUCAGUGGGCCACCCCGCGAUGCUGCUGCACGUCUUGCUGUGCGUCGCCACCUCCCUACCUCUGAGCGUGCGCACUUUAGUCAGUACAAGAGUGCUCAGACCUUGUACGACGCUGUAGUUGCGCGCUACUCCUCCCCUGCCACUGCUGCACUGAGCCGUCUCAUGCUUCCCUACCUCUUUCCUGACCUCUCUGCCUUUCCCACUGUCGCUGACCUCAUUACGCACCUCCGCACUAGUGACACUCGCUACCGCGCCGCCCUUCCUGCUGAGUUCUGCGCUAAGAACCCACCCCCCAUGUACAUCGCUCUCUACUACGUAGUCGCGCGCCUCUCUGACUCCCUUCGCGUCGUCAAGGACCACUUUCUCGCAGUCUGUCCCACCACCCUCACCGUCGACGUCCUCGAGAAGGCCCUCCUCGUAGCGGAGAAGAGCAUAGUCGCUGUAGGUGCUUCUCGUGGUGACCCUCGCACCCCCAUCUUUGAGGGGUGCUAUCCUUCCCCCUUGCUGCCCUCUGUUGCCUCUGCUGCUGCUGCCGACCUGCUUGGUCUUGAGUCGGUCGGCGCGGCGUCUGCCCCUAGUGGGAGACGUUGCUCCAGCAAGGGCAAGGGGGGCAAGGGCGCGGGUGGAGCUGGAGGGGGCGGUGGCGGUGGCGGCGGUGGCGGCGGAGGGAGUGGGGGUGGCGGCGGGACUAGUGGCGGGGGUGGUGGUGGUGGUGGCAGCAGCGGCGGAGACGGUGGUGGUGGUGCCAGCGGUGGUGGUGGAGGCAGCGGCGGAGGUGGAGGCGGCGGAGGUGGAGGCGGUGGAGGCGGCAGCGGAGGAGGCGGUGGUGGUGGAGGAGGUGGAGCUGGUCGGGGUGGUACCCAGCAGCGUAGCGGCGGUGGUGGUGGCCAGCGCUCGCAGCGGCAGCAGCAGCAGCGCUCGCGGGACAUCCCUCCGCCUCAGCAGCUUCGUGAGUGGUACGUUGGGCGUCAGAGGGGUGGGGGUACUGGUCCCUGCACCUACGUUCUUCGUUCCGGCGACCCGCGCGGGGCUGGUGUAGCGAUCUUUGAUCUUGAUUUUGAUGCUAUCCUUGCUGCUAUGUAUGCUGUGACUUAUAGUGAGGAGAAUGAGGGUUACCGGUGUUUCCAGCCCGACCCGGGCAUUGGUACUGCUGCGCUAGGUGCUUGUGAGGCUGCUGCUCUAGGUGCCAGUGCGUCUGCGCUCUCAGGUACUGCGUCGUCCUCGUCCUCCCUCACUUUCACACUUGACUCCGGGGCUUCUCGCUCCUUCUUUCGAGACCGCACUACCCUUACGCCGCUCGGCCGGCCGGUUGCAGUCUCCCUUGCUGACCCCUCUGGGGGUCCUGUCCUGUCUCACUUCUCCACUGUCCUCCCGUGUCCGGCUGCCCCUUCGGGCACCCUGUCUGGUCUGUACCUUCCCUCGUUCUCUACGAACUUGGUGAGUGGUGCAGCCCUGCAGGAUGCGGGGGUUCACCAGUUCAAUCCUGCGAGUCAGCGGGUGACCCACUGCACGGACGCACGGACAGGCCGACACCUGGCCACCUUCUCACGUCGGCCGGGGUCGAGUCUCUACACCCUGACCACUUCGUCUCCUCCUGUCCCUGCGUCCGGUCAGGUAGCUGCGUCAGGUCAGGUGCUUGCUGCUGCGUCCCGGUCAGGUCCUGAGUCUGCCCCCUGUUCUUGUCGCCUCCUGUCUCACGAGACUCUCCUGUGGCACCACCGUCUUGGCCACCCCUCCUUGCCCCGUCUUCGGAGCAUGGCUUCCCGUGUCCUUGUCUCUGGUCUUCCCCAGUCUCUCCCUCCUCUCCCCUCCGGGCCAGGACCUUCCUGUGUCCCCUGUGUCGAGGGUCGCCUCCGGGCUACUCCUCACUCCUCCCACUUCCCCCCGACAGAGGCUCCCCUGCAGACGCCUCACAUGGAUGUGUGGGGCCCAGCCCCCGUCCGUGGGCAGGGUCACGAGCGCUACUUUCUGUUGGUGGUUGACGACUACUCGCGUUACACCACAGUCCUCCCCUUGCGCAGCAAGGGUGCAGUCACUGAGGUGCUGAUCGACUGGAUCCGCGAGGCUCGUCUCCAGCUCAGGAAGAGCUUCGGCUCGGACUUUCCUGUUCUGCGUCUGCACUCGGACAGAGGCGGAGAGUUCUCUUCUCGCCUUCUGCGAGACUACUGUCGUGCACGGGGGAUCCGCCAGACCUUCACGCUUCCGGACUCACCAUAG